AUGAUAGAUGCCAAUAAGGUUAAUGAUGGUACCUAUAUAGGUAGUUGCAUCGGAGAAAAUUUAACAGUAUCUUCUAUGACGAUGACCAAUAUCAAUAUAAAUGAUUUAAUACCGGAUAUUUUUAAUGUUAUAGAGUUUAUACUAUUAUUAGUAAAGGGUGUAUAUUUAUUUGAUAUGCAAUAUGGAAUUGGAUUCUUUGUUAAUAUGAGUUGA
Molecule: messenger RNA, 213 nt
Organism: Dictyostelium purpureum
Lineage: Eukaryota; Evosea; Eumycetozoa; Dictyosteliales; Dictyosteliaceae
Exons: 3
Coding region: 1-213 (70 amino acids)
Source: RefSeq, a predicted model, not a curated record